Molecule: messenger RNA, 1029 nt
Organism: Didymodactylos carnosus
Lineage: Eukaryota; Metazoa; Rotifera; Eurotatoria; Philodinida; Philodinidae
Source: the annotation of a GenBank genome assembly
AUGGUUACAAUCGUGUACAUAGCACUCCAUUAUUUUAUUACAUAUUUACGUUACUUUGUAUUAGGGUUUUGCGUGACAAUUAUUAGUAUAUUAUUUAGUUGGUCUCAUGGUAUCCCGACAAAAAAAAUCUAUGAAUAUCGUUCUGUACUACCGAUUUCAUAUGGAAAUGAAAUAUUAACAAAAUAUCGUAUUAAUUUAACUCAAAAAGAUCAUCUACCGUUAACAAUUCGAAAUAUUUCUCUCAUAUUGCCAUCAGUAAAACUAAAAAUUGCAGUAGUAACUGCUAUUUAUAACGAUCCGUAUGUCAAUGGUGUCCGAGUACUUGGCUAUAGUUUAAAAAAAUUUCGAACAAAUGCUGAUUUAAUUUUAACAUAUAUUCCUGGUAGAGUAUCGAAUGCAACAUUAGAAAAAUGUGAAGAAAUGGGGUGGCAUUUAAUGCCUGUUGAUCGAAUACCUCCGCCAACAUUUGCGAUUGUUUAUCCCCGGUUUAAAGAUCAAUUCACAAAAUUACGCAUAUGGUCAAUGACAGAUUAUGAUCGAAUAUUGUAUUUGGAUGGUGAUACACUAGUCGUUAGUGAUAUUAAUGAAUUAUUUCGUUUAACAGCUAAAAAUGAUUGGGAAGGUUUUCUAUCGGUUUUAGACACAUGGCAAGGACAAAUAGGACCAAAUUUUAAUGCUGGUGUAUUAUUAAUAAAACCAAAUAUAACUCUAUUUAACGAAAUGAUGAAUAAAAUUCAUAUGAUGCCUCAAUAUGGAACGUACUGGGCUGAACAAGGCUUUCUGAAUUGUACCGGCAGAUUACCAUUAACAUACAAUUUUAACAGCGUAUUAGCACUAUAUCAUAAAGAUAUCUAUAAUCAGCUUAAUAAAAGUAAAAAAAUUAUACAUUAUACAGCAUUUAAACCAUUUACAAUCAAAGAUGUCAACGAGAUAGAUUCAGUAUAUGUUGACUUAUGGAAAGAAUGGAAACAAAUGGAAGAAGAAAUGAAUGAAAAUGUAAAAUUGAAUAACACUGAUUCUGCAUCUUAG